CGCCCGCUCGCCCACCCACCCCAGCCCCGGCCACCGCGGCAGCAGCGGCGGCGGGGGCAGGGUCCGCUGCGGCACCGCCGCCACCACCGGCUCCGUCACCGCUGUCAGCGGCUUCCCCCGGCGGGAGGAGAGAGCCCGGAGAGCACUUUUCCCCCGACUUUAGGAGUGUUUGUGGAUUUACAUGCCAAGCCUUCAAGAUGAUGUCCAUGAAUAGCAAACAGCCGCAUUUUGCCAUGCAUCCCACCCUACCUGAGCACAAAUACCCCACUCUACACUCCAGCUCGGAAGCAAUAAGAAGAGCAUGUCUACCAACUCCACCGCUGCAGAGCAAUAUCUUCGCCAGCCUCGAUGAGACCCUGCUGGCGCGGGCCGAGGCUCUGGCCGCCGUCGACAUCGCUGUCUCUCAGGGCAAGAGCCACCCGUUCAAGCCCGACGCCACAUACCACACCAUGAACAGUGUGCCCUGCACCUCCACCUCCACCGUGCCCCUGGCACACCACCAUCAUCACCACCACCACCAUCACCAGGCGCUGGAGCCCGGCGACCUCCUCGACCACAUCACCUCCCCGUCCCUCGCGCUCAUGCCCGGCGGCGGCGGCGGCGGAGGCGGCGGCGGCGGCGGCCACGACGGGGCGGGCGGCGGCGGCGGCGGGGCCGGCGGCGGCGGGGGCGGCGGCGGCGGCGGCGGAGGCGGCGGCGGCCUCAUCUCCACCUCGGCCCACCCGCACUCGCACAUGCACGGUCUGGGCCACCUCUCGCACCCGGCCGCCAUGAACAUGCCGUCGGGGCUGCCGCACCCGGGGCUGGUGGCCGCGCACCACGGGGCCGCGGGGCAAGUGGCCUCGGCGGCGGCGGUGGUGGGGGCGGCCGGCCUGGCCUCCAUCUGCGACUCGGACACGGACCCACGAGAGCUGGAGGCCUUCGCCGAGCGCUUCAAGCAGCGCCGCAUCAAGCUGGGGGUGACCCAGGCCGACGUGGGCUCGGCUCUGGCCAACCUGAAGAUCCCGGGGGUGGGCUCCCUCAGCCAGAGCACCAUCUGCCGCUUCGAGUCCCUCACCCUCUCCCACAACAAUAUGAUCGCCCUCAAACCCAUCCUGCAGGCCUGGCUGGAGGAGGCCGAGGGCGCCCAGCGGGAAAAAAUGAACAAGCCCGAGCUCUUCAACGGGGGCGAGAAGAAGCGCAAGCGGACUUCCAUCGCCGCCCCAGAGAAGCGCUCACUGGAGGCGUACUUCGCCGUCCAGCCCCGGCCCUCCUCCGAGAAGAUCGCCGCCAUCGCCGAGAAAUUGGACCUCAAAAAGAACGUGGUGCGGGUUUGGUUUUGCAACCAGAGACAGAAGCAGAAACGGAUGAAAUUUUCCGCCACCUAUUAGGGGCGGGCGGGA
Molecule: messenger RNA, 1382 nt
Organism: Pipra filicauda (Wire-tailed manakin)
Lineage: Eukaryota; Metazoa; Chordata; Aves; Passeriformes; Pipridae
Gene: POU4F1
Product: POU class 4 homeobox 1
Exons: 2
Coding region: 198-1370 (390 amino acids)
Biological process (GO): regulation of transcription by RNA polymerase II
Molecular function (GO): RNA polymerase II cis-regulatory region sequence-specific DNA binding; DNA-binding transcription factor activity, RNA polymerase II-specific
Source: RefSeq, a predicted model, not a curated record